Molecule: messenger RNA, 936 nt
Organism: Rubroshorea leprosula
Lineage: Eukaryota; Viridiplantae; Streptophyta; Magnoliopsida; Malvales; Dipterocarpaceae
Source: the annotation of a GenBank genome assembly
CUCUGAGAGUUGAAAUUGAAAUUCCAGUCAAUGCCAAGAUGGACGCAUCCGACGGAUGUGAGUUGCAAUUGCAUAGCCUGCAAGGGGCUCAGCGACGUCAGAUCUGGUCGGGAAGGCUGACGGACGACACCACUGUCCUUUGCGCUCUGGACACCCGCUCUUUUGUCUUGACAGCGCCAACUGAAAUCUUUUUCUCGUCCUUGGGUGGUCUGAUCGACUGAUCCUGAUGAACGCAGGGUUAAGAUUUGACCCGACCUGUCUUCAAGUUGCUUGUUUUUGAUGAAAUUAGGGUAGUGGCUGUCAGGCACAGAGAAAGGGUAGCUGUCGGUUUAAUCUUUGUCGGCUGAUCUGAUUCAUAGACAGGUAAGAAGCGGUAAAUUUUAUUUUUAUUUUUAUGUUUUGUGUGUGUUCUCAUUUUUGCUUUUGGAUUUUAAACUCUUGUAUCAUGCUGUCAUUACUCAUUAGGAUUACUGUGUAAUGUUGUGACAAUGAAUUUUUUAUAUUAUCACAAAAUAGAAAAUUAUUAUACAGUAUGUACUGUAUUAAGUUGUAUAAUUAAAAUAGUUAGAUAAUAAGUUGGUCCUUGAUUUUAGGGGCUUAUCAUCUUUAAUGGUGGGUCAUCUUUUGCAGUUUGGUAUUGAACUGCAAGAUAUGAUUCUCUAUCACAAAAACUGUGUUAAAAUGUGAUUAUUUUUUUGAAAAAAUUGUGUGUAUAUAUAAAAUUACUAAAAAUAUAAUAAAAAAUAUUAAUUUAAAGUAAAAGCAAUUCUGAAUGCAGGCUUAGUGGGUGAUUAAGUGUUGGAUAAAUUGAUGACUUUUAUUAAUUACUUAGCUGGACGGUAUAUUGUGUUUGUAAGCACAGAAAUCAUAUGAAUUUUUUUCUGCUUGCUAAGAUUGAAAUAAAAUGUUUGUUCCCAAUGAAAUUAGAAUCUCUGA